Messenger RNA from Tuber aestivum (summer truffle), 988 nucleotides. NCBI's taxonomy places the organism in Eukaryota, Fungi, Ascomycota, Pezizomycetes, Pezizales, Tuberaceae. The record is from the annotation of a GenBank genome assembly.
GAAGGUUUUUGGAUUGGACCACCGUAACACUUUGAUGGCUGCCAACAACCUGGGUCUGGCGCUACGGGAUCAAGGGAGGUACGAUGAAUCGGAGGCUAUGAAUCGCCGCGCAUUGGAGGGGUACGAGAAAUGUCUUGGAUCUGACCACCCUGACACUUUGAUGGCUGCCAACAACCUGGCUCUGGUGCUGCGGGACCAAGGGAGGUACGAUGAAUCAGAGGUAAUGAAUCGACGCGUAUUAGAGGAGUGUGAGAAGGGCUUUGGACUGGAACACCCCGAUACUUUGCGAGCGGUUGGCAACCUGGCUAAACUACUUCUGAGACAGGAAAAGUACGUCGAAUCAGAGGCACUGGCUCGUCGUGCGCUAGAGGCUACCGAGAGGGCCUUGGGAAUAACUCACCGUGGUAUACUGUCUGCUAUCGACAACCUAGCCCUAGUACUUGAAGGCCAGGGAAAGCAUGCUGAGAGAGAAAAGCUACUUCAGCGUAGACUGGUGGUUCAGGAAGGCGGACCCGGCACGGAGAACUCAAAAGCCUGUGAAGCCCUUGAGCGUCUGACCUGCCUUGACGGGGAACAAACGCAGCACUCUCAAGCCGCAGAAGCGUAUGAGCAGGCCUACGGGGGGUUCGCUGAAACACUUAGUGAACAGGAACUCACUACUUUGGAAUAUGUCAGUCGGCUGAAGUUAUUACGAGAGCAGCAACCCCCCUCCGAGAGGGCCAGUCAGGUGGAAGUGGAGCAGGGUGUUAAUGUCUUGGGUCACCGGCGAUCCCCCGGCAUCCGCACGUUUUCGUGGUUGAAGAGACAGAGGUGGUUUCCUAGAAAUUGGAGAAACGGCAGAGCUCGUGAUAGGGAUUCAGUGGUAGGCGGUAGCAGCCAGAUGGGCUCCUAUAGGGAAGGGAUGAAGUAAGACUUCCAGGAGACUUCGCGACAGGUGGGAUUGUCUUGUUGCUCAAAAAGGCUGGGAAUGCUCGGUAAAAUCUGUAAU